AUGGCUGGGGGCCCGGGCCCGGGGGACCCCGCGGCCCCCGGCGCCCAACACUUCUUGUACGAGGUGCCCCCCUGGGUCAUGUGCCGCUUCUACAAAGUGAUGGACGCCCUGGAGCCCAGCGACUGGUGUCAGUUUGCCGCCCUGAUCGUGCGUGACCAGACGGAACUCCGGCUGUGCGAGCGCUCCGAGCAGCGCACUGCCAGUGUCCUGUGGCCCUGGAUCAACCGAAAUGCCCGCGUGGCCGACCUCGUGCACAUCCUCACGCACUUGCAGCUGCUCCGUGCGAGGGACAUCAUCACGGCCUGGCACCCUCCCGCCCCCCACCCCACCCCCAGCACCAAGGCCCUGAGGACCAGCCCCAUCCCUGCACCCCCUGAGGCCAAGGUCCCCAGCCCCCCGAAGUUGCGGUCAUCAGCUUCAACCGUACUCUCCCCAGCUUUUCCAGGCUUCCAGACCCAUUCUGGGCCUGCGUGCAGCCCUGUCCCAAGCCCUGCUAUCCUCCAGCCACUGCCACCGUCUCUAGAACCUUCUUCUACCAAGCAGAGCCCAGAGAACCCCGUGUCCUUCCUGCAAGGGAACCACCCCUCUCCCUUCUGCUGGCCCCUCCAUGAGAUUGCCCAGGGCACCCACAACUUCUCAGAGGAGCUGAAGAUCGGGGAGGGAGGCUUCGGAUGUGUGUACCGGGCUGUGCUGAGGAAAACGGUGUACGCUGUGAAGAGGCUGAAGGAGGAGGCAGACCUGGAGUGGACUACUGUGAAGCAGAGCUUCCUGACCGAAGUGGAGCAGCUGUCACGGUUUCGUCACCCAAACAUCGUGGACUUUGCUGGCUACUGUGCUCAGAGUGGCUACUACUGCCUUGUCUACGGCUUCCUGCCCAACGGCUCCCUGGAAGACCGCCUCCAUUUCCAGACCCAGGCCUGCUCCCCUCUCUCCUGGCCUCAGCGCCUGGACAUCCUUCUGGGCACGGCCCGGGCUAUUCAGUUUUUACAUCAGGACAGCCCCAGCCUCAUCCAUGGAGAUGUCAAGAGUUCCAAUGUCCUUCUGGAUGACAGACUGAUGCCUAAACUGGGAGACUUCGGCCUGGCCCGUCUCAGCCGUUUUGCAGCGGCCAAGCCCGGUCAGAGCAGCACCGUGGCCCGGACGCAGACUGUGCGCGGCACCCUGGCCUACCUCCCCGAGGAAUACAUCAAGACCGGGAGGCUGGCUGUGGACACCGAUACCUUCAGCUUUGGCGUGGUAGUUCUGGAAACCCUGACUGGCCAGAGGGCUGUGAGGAUGUGUGGUGCCAAGACCAAGUACCUGAAAGACCUGGUUAAAGAGGAAGCUGAGGAUGCCGGGGUGCCCCUGACAAGCACCCAGACCACACUCCAAGCAGGUCUGGCCUCAGAUGCCUGGGCUGCCCCAAUCGCCUCUCAGAUCUGCAAGAAGCACCUGGACCCCAGGCCUGGGCCCUGCCCGCCCGAACUAGGCCUGGCCCUGGGCCAGCUGGCCUGCUGCUGCCUGCACCGCCGGGCUAAGAGGAGACCCUCCAUGACCCAGGUGUACGAGAGGUUGGAGAAGCUUCAGGUCACAGUGGCAGGGCCGUCCCCAGAGGCAGAGGCUGCCGGCCGCAACCCCCAUUCCCCACAGGAAAACUCCUACGUGUCCACCGCCAGCGAUGCCAGUCCCUGGCAGCCCCUGGCAGUGCCCUCCGGAACCCCGGCCCCGGCGACAGAGCAACUCCAGAAAGGCCCCAACCAGCCCGUGGAGAGCGAUGAGAGCGUGUCUGGCGUGUCUGCCGCCCUGCGUUCCUGGCACCUGAGCGCAGGCUGCACUCCAGGCCCGGCCCUGCCAGACAGCCCUGUGCAGGGGGCUGCCACGUGGGCCCCUGCACCCCUCGGGCAGGCCAGCUGUACUCAAGCGAGUGCCACCCGAGAGUCAUGGGGGAGCAGCCCAGAGCCUCGGGCCACGGCUGUGGAAGGAUCACUCCUGGGCAGUUCUGCCUCAUCGCAGCCACCACAGAUUGUCAUCAACCCGGCCCGACAGAAGAUGGUGCAGAAGCUGGCCUUGUAUGAGGUCGGGGUCCUAGACAGCCUGCAGCUGCUGUCGUCCAGCUCCCUCCCAGGCUUGGGCCUGGACCACCGAAACAGGCGGGGCCCGGAAGAGAGUGACGACUUUCAGAGCUGA
Messenger RNA from Pipistrellus nathusii (Nathusius's pipistrelle), 2166 nucleotides. The record is from the annotation of a GenBank genome assembly. Lineage: Eukaryota; Metazoa; Chordata; Mammalia; Chiroptera; Vespertilionidae.